This is a messenger RNA of Oncorhynchus tshawytscha (Chinook salmon), 7577 nucleotides long. RefSeq names its product zinc finger protein 516-like. Gene Ontology annotation, cellular component: nucleus. The transcript has 5 exons. NCBI's taxonomy places the organism in Eukaryota, Metazoa, Chordata, Actinopteri, Salmoniformes, Salmonidae. The record is from RefSeq and is a predicted model, not a curated record. Gene Ontology annotation, molecular function: DNA-binding transcription factor activity, RNA polymerase II-specific; RNA polymerase II cis-regulatory region sequence-specific DNA binding. Gene Ontology annotation, biological process: regulation of DNA-templated transcription. Bases 1200 to 4793 code for a protein of 1197 amino acids.
UACUUAUAAUUACCUAGGGCAAUUAGAAGUUAGACUAGUUCAUCUAGGCUAUUUGUUUGAGAUGUAUCUGAUUCCUCUGUCUGUAACUGCAUGCAUUCCAAACGGCUUCUAUCUACGACGUGCGUAAGCAGGUUUGAGAACCUGUCUGAAUUGAAUCCAAAUGAUAACACAUUGAUAGUCAAUAUGUUGGCGAAUAUACAAGUGUUGGGCCAACAUGUCAUGUCGUCGUGUAUGUCAACCGAAUAUUUGAUUUAGUAUAGUAUCAAGAACUUUGUGCUGAUGGAGACAAUAGUAAAUAGUUCAUUUAAUGCGGGAGAGACCAUCCACAGGCACUGAAAGGUGUAUCCAUGAAACGACCGAGGCGCAAACGUCUUGGUUUUGCUCCUAAUGGAACACAGUCCAGGAAAUAGGCUCUACUUAGGAGUUAAAGAAGCAAUUGGAGGCUUUGCUUAUCGUCAUCGCUCGAGAGGAAUCAAGCUCUUAGUGCAUUGAAUACUUGGGAGACCGAUGACUAUCCCCGUGUCACAGUGGUUUCGACUCACUCAAUCAUAUGCACUUCAACAUACAGCGCAUGCUUUCACCUUUUGCGUUCGCCUAUUCUUCGGGAGUGCUUCCAGGAUAUGUUUUGAUCACACACUUGCACACAGGGUGAGGACCUGCACAGGCUGUGCAGAGAGCUCACAGAGAGUGAUGCAACCUGGAAGCUGCUGAUAUGCUGAAAAAUAAAGCCAAAGAAAGGCCAGCCAGUGAACUGAACAGGAGAGGAGACAUGGAGUAACAGUGUCAGCCAGAGAUAGAGCUUGUUAAUGUGUUGCCAUAUACCAUGACUGAUUCCUUCUGACACAGUGUACGGUACCCAGAGAUGUACGACUCCCGAUAGUGCUGUGUAAGCUAUUUUACAAAGGGCCGUAUAGCAGGUACAGAGACAUUGACAGUGUUGGAUUCACUGACUGUCAGGGCAUGGAUGAAGACAGAUAGAUGGCAUACUGAAGAUAGAUGGCAAAAGACUGUUGAACACGGGCUAAAUAACACUGGAUGCACCCUUACAGUUGGCAGUGGAUGAGCACAGACAGAUAGCAUUGGGAUUGGCUGAUACAGACGGAGAACGCUAGAGCUAGAUGAGCUACUGCAGAUAGCAGUGCAGAUCCACUGUUAGCGAGCUAGCGCAGGCAGGGAGUGGGAGUGGGAGGCUUAGCACCAUGAACCCCAGAGAGAGCGGAGGAGGAGGAGUGGAGGCCAUGGAGACUCAGGCGGGAGGGCUGGAGGUGGGGGAGGAGGGAGGCCAAGCCAGCCACGGAGGAGAUGGAGAAGAGGGGGAAGAAGACAAGGCCUCAGCCUACGACUGCAACGUGUGUGGCCGCAGCUUCCCCUUCCAGAGCUCUCUGUCGCAGCACAUGCGGCGCCACACAGGCGCACGUCCCUACAAGUGCCCCUACUGCGACCACCGCGCCUCCCAGAAGGGCAACCUCAAGGUCCACAUCCGCAGCCACAAGCUGCGCACGCUCACUAGCCACCACCCCGAGGAGGAGGAGGGGCCAGAGGAGGAAGAGGACGGGUCAGUUGAAGUGGGUGUGUCUGAGGGCCUGGACGGUGGAACCAGUCCGACGAAGAGCAGCUCGGCCUGUAACAGGGUCGUCAACGGAGACGCUAACACAGAAGAGGGCAUAGGGAAGACGGCGGUGAGGAGCGUCAAAAGGGAGAAGUCGAGCUCUGAGCAGCGGCCAUAUUGCUGCCGUCUGUGCGGGUACCAGACCCAGCGCGAGGACCAACUCCUCAGUCACAUCGAGAAGGUCCACAUCACAGCCGACAUGGAGGACGAGACUAACCCAGUGAGUCAGGAGGCAGUGGCAACAGAGGGAGAAGCAGGGACUCAGGUCACUGAUGGGGCCUUCCCCUGUGAGACGUGUGGCCAGGUGUUCACACAGGCCUGGUUCCUUAAGUCCCACAUGAAGAAACACGCAGGCCUCCUUGAGCAUUGUUGUCGGGUGUGCGGCCGCCGCUUCAGGGAAGCCUGGUUCCUCAAGAGCCACAUGAAGACCCACAAUGGCUCCAAGGCCUCCGGCCGGGGGAAACCCAAGGCAGACUCCCAAGAGGCCGCGGCCACCAUCAACGACGUGGCCCAAGACCCAGAGACCAAUGUGACCUCCACAAGCCUUUACCAGGUUUGCUCCAAGUGUGGAAACCUGUUCCAUGACCGAGAGAGUCUGAAGGCCCACGAGAAGAACCACAGCCAGGCUAAGCAGCUGACACAGGGCCAGAGAAGACCUAGCGAUAACGGGGACUCUCUCGGUGCCAAAAGGUGCCUCUUGGACUACCUCAGCCUCCGGCCAGCUGUCGAAGAAAAACCCCAGGAAGAGAAGAGGCGCUUAGGCCAGAGGAUCCCCGAGCUGGACCCAGUUUGUAGCUACCAGGCCUGGCAGCUGGCUACGCGGGGCAGGGUUCUUGAGCCUGUGGAGGCAUACAGUAUAAAGGCAGGUGGAGAAGGGGAUGACGUCCUGGCUGGAGGGACCGUGGUGUACGAGAAGGAGAGCAGCCACUACAUCCUGGAGGGCCAGCAGAGGGAGCGACGUUCAGGGAGACGCAGCAGCACCAGCGGGGGAGGGGGUAGUAGCCACCACACGUCCCCUGGGGAGCACACUCCCGAGAGCCUGAGCGACUCAGAGUACCGUCCCUCCUCCCGACAGGGCCGACGUUCCUCCUCUUCCCAGCAGAGUCAGUCCAAGUCCACCGAGUGCUUCGAGUGCGGAAAGGUGUUCCGCAGCCGCCACCAGAUGAUUGUGCACCAGCGGGUCCACCAGAGGCGAGACGGGGGCAGGGGUUCCGGGUCCGGAGGGGACAACAGGGCAGGGCAAGGAGGGGACCGCUGGGGAUCCACCAGUGAUCCCGAAUCAGGCUCCCCUAGCAGGCCCAGCACCCCAGGGUACGGGAACUCACCACCAGCCUCCACCCUGGGAGAGGACGCCCCUGAGAUGGGCACCGCCAACGCAGUCCCACUGACAGAUGAGAAGCCUUACGUCUGCAGCCUGUGUGACUUUGUCAGCACAGAGUCCUCUGCCUUCCUGUCCCAUCUACGUCUCCAGCACACCAGUGACGGCCGACCUAUUCCCGACCCCAGCUCCAGCUCUGAGAGAGGCACCCCGAGUAGCUUCCCCAAGCUGAAGAGGGCUCUCCUCCACGGGCUUGCUCAAUCCUCUGCCCCCCACCCUUACCUCUCUGCCCGACCGUCGAGAGACAGAUGCACCGCCGAGAGCAGUUCACCCACUGACUCUCACCGUGUUGCUCCUCUAGACCUGUGUGUGAGGGCUGAGGGCCACAGGGGCCCGGCCUCCUCAGCUCUUCAGCAGAAGGGCCUGCCCAGUCAUAAGUGCUCCUACUGCUCCCACUCCACCCACUACCUGGAGGUGCUGUGGAUGCACCAGACUGUUGCCCAUCGCAUCAACAGCAGCGCCCUGGCCCCCAAAUGGGCCCUCCUGAAGAAUGGCUUCAAGGGCCCCCGAGAGGGCUCGUCCUCCAGGAGACGCACGGGCCCUCCUCCCGCUCUGGAUGGGAGGGAGUGUCCCCCAUUGCCCCCUGUGGUGCGCACCCCCCGCACACGCCCCCCAUCGUUGAAUGGGGGCCAGAAGAAAGACAGCAGGGACAGGGCAGCCAGUCAACCCAGCACCUCUUCCUCCUCUGCCUCAGGCCCCCAGAGUGUGCGGCCUCCCAGGGCAGGCAGCAGCAGACAGAGAGGCGAGGCUGUGCCAGAUCAGGGCCAGCGCUCUCGCUCCAACUCUAGGCCCAGGGUGGAGAUCUACCCACGGGGAGGCUGCUCGACCGGCUCCCUGGAGAAGAGCACUGCAGCCAGGGCUCCCCAGCGACCCUCAGCCCCUAGCCCCAGUGUCGGAGGAACCACCAGGCUGGUGGAAAGGUACAUGUUGCCUCGGGAAGGCCUGGGAUUCAUGCUGUCCAGCAAACAUGGCCUUGCAGAGUACAGCAGAGCCAGGAGCUCGCCUCAGCCCCAGCCCAAGCCCAAGCCCAGGAGCUCCCAGUUCCACACCCAGUCUCACCCGCAGUCCCAGGGCAGACCCAGGGCAGAGCGCCCAGCCCACAACACCACCACGGCAGGCCAGGGCUAUGGAGCCUCCCACUCCCAGACACAUGGGAGGGCCGUCCAGGUAUCCUCCACCUCCUCCUCCUCCUCCUCCUCAGCCCAGCGUGCAGAGGUGAAACAGGAGGAGGCACGGGGGGUGGAGACACCAGAGCUGCCCAUGGACAUCCUCAGCUUCCUGAAGAGCUGCAACUCCAAUGACCUGGCGACACUCUACCACCGCUGGGGCGCCGCCAACCCCCUACUGGACCCCACAGGGAUGCUGAGGCCUCUGGUUCGACAAGGGGAAUACGGCUGCCAAGAGUGCGGGAAGAGCUUCAGUCAGCCCAGUCACCUCCGCACACACAUGAGAUCCCACACAGGGGAGAGACCAUUCCGAUGCCGCCUCUGCCCGUACCGAGCCUCUCAGAAAGGGAACCUGAAGACCCACGUCCAGAGUGUCCACCACGUACAUUUCGACAACGCCCAGUACCCUGAUUACAGACCACCGGGACUGGACCACGAUCAGGAGGAGGAGCCGGGAGACUGUUUCUCACCCAACACCACCGACCCACCGCGACCUAAUAACAGACCCACCAACGUGACAUCCCCAGGGCCUAAGAUAGAGCUGGAGACUCCAUCCAUAUUCCCAGCCCCUCCCCACAGACAGCAGAGAGAACUGAGAGCUGUGUCAGAGACACCACCUGACAGGGUGACAUCAGCGUGAACUCACCCCCGUUGCCGUUUUGGUUUGAAAUAUUACCAGGAUUAUUUGAAAUGUGUUUAAAAAAGAAAGAAAAGGGUUUCUUGGAAAGAGAAGAAAAAUUGGACGCAAACAAAUGCUGUUUUUUCCCUCUGCGGACCCAUGGGCAAGGACGGCAUGGCGGCGUCCCUAUAGCUUUCCGUUUUCCUAUUUUUCCCCAUUUGAUUUAGAUUGUGAUGAAAUGGUUUUGUGCAUUCCUCAGGACACUGAUCCCUUAAAAACACACGGCAGAAGGGAGCAGCCAAGUUGGCGAUGCUUACACUGACUGAACUGAACACACUUGGCUAACCCUCCGAUUGCAGCUAACUUGACAAGCUUAAGACGGUGUGUGUGUGUGUGUCUGUGUGUGUGUCUGUGUGUGUGUGUGUGUGUGUGUGUGUGUGUGUGUGUGUUCUAUCCUCUCGAGGACCACUAUAAUGAGUCCAGUAUGAUUGGCUGAAGUGGAGUGACCACUACACGAUCUGACUCCGAGGCUGUUUGGCCGGUCAUUAAGGAGAGAGAACGAGAGAGAGAGGGAAGGAGAGAGGGCUAAUGACAGUGUGAGAGGAGGUGCCUGCUUUACUGCUCAUUAAAAAGAGUGUGUGCUUUUAAUGGGGGGUAUAAACGAGCUUAACGGUCGUUCAAUUAUUGUGGAGGAGAAGAAGAGGAGGCCGUUUUUUCUGAUCCCUCUGAUCCGAGCGUAGUCCUCCUCCCACACCCACACCUCCAACCUCAAAUUAUACCCACUUACUGAAACCUCUUAGCAGGAACAAAGUGGUCGGACUGUUUGGUUCAAGUUGCCCUUGCUCUCCUUUCUACUUGAAUAAGACUAAACUCCUAAAAGCUAGUCCUCACAACAGUGGCUUUUGAGAGGUCAGGCGUCUAGAGCUUUCAGGGAGCAUUGAUGAAGACAGUGUUUUGCUUCUGAUGGCUGCAGCGCCGUCGUAGGGUUGCUGUGUGUGUGUGUGUGUGUGUGUGUGCGGCUUGUGUGUGUGCGUGUUUUGCCCCUUCUUGAUUACCUCUGCGUAUUAGACUCCCUUUAGACGCUUUGCAUACUACCUCCUUUGCAAUAAAAGCUUGUUUUGGUUUUUGUAUGGCCAGGUGUGAAGUGAGGACCAAAGCCAUGCUUGCAUACUGUAUAUGCGAUAUAAGGAGAGGCUUCACUGUAACCAUAUGUGUGAUGUUUUUUUUUCUUCUCAAAGUUGCCCUCAUAAAACGCCUCCUGGAUUCAUAGCCAUGCCUAUGACUAUUGGAUUACAUUGAAAUGUAAGUACCUGGGUCCUGUUUGCUAGGGCAGACACCAAAAAAACAUUUUGCAACGGGAAACAAAAAUGAGCGUUUCUGAUUGGACAAAACCAGAUGGGCCCUCCCUGUUUCAGUCCACUUUCUUCCAUUUGGUGCCUAAUGAACACAGCCCAGGUGAGGUGACACUCUAAUAAGUUAGCCAUUCUUGUUUUGGUGCAUGGAUGUCAACAUGUUCGUUCAGACAAGCAGACGAUUGGUCAGACGGUCUUUUUGAGCAAACGUAUGCACGCAAGGCCACGUGCACUGUACAUGACACUGCAAAUGUCCAAGUGUGAGACAGAGAGCCAGAGAUAAAUAGGAAAAUAAUGAAUAAUUAUCAGCUGUUUAGAAUAAUAUUUUUGUGUGUGUGUGUGUGUGUGUGUGUGUGGGGGGGGGCCUCAGUAGUAGUUUUUACAUGAACACAAGAUGAAAGGAUUUCUGUGUCGGUUACUUGGUGUGGUUGGUUGAAUAUGUAUACAUCUGUGUGCUUGAAUAUAGCUACACUUACUGUAUGUGCAUAUUAACGAUGAAGAUAGGCAAUAUUAUCCGCUUCAAGUAUUUGACUAUCAAGUAGUGUCCUUAAUAAUUAGUGCCCUUCAAUACCGUUGUACAGAAUGACCCUUUUUAAGAUGAACUCCUAAAAUACACAUUUGUACUCCUAAGUGUGACUUAGCAGAUAUGAGCAGACCACGCGGAAGUGAGAGAGUGAGUAUUUGUGCGUGCAUAUGUAAGUGUGUCUGUCUGUAUUUUAAUCUUACCAAACCCGUUACAGCGUUAGAUACCAAAUGGCAUUUCCGGUGCUCUUAGACUAGGUUACUGCUUUAACACGUUUAACUGUCUUCAUUUCAUUCAGUCUUUGACUGGUUAAGGUGGUCCAGUUCAAUGUCACCUCUGGUUUUUAAUGAUUAUUAUUCUAUUAUUAUAGAUAUAAAUGAUUUCAUUUCAUUUGCUAUGUGUUUUUUUUUGUUUGUUUUUUUGUAUUACACUGCUUAGUUCAGUUUUCUAAUGGAAAAUGAUAGGCGCAGAAAUAUGUUUCAUAAAGAGUGUGUUUUUAGUCUCUCUCUCUCUCUUUGCUUAAAAAAAAGAGGACUUGUUCAGUAGAUUAUCCAAGGGUGCCCUCCCAAAGAACUUGGAAGUCGUUAUUUCUAUUUCGUUGGGGUUUUAACAAAUCCUCCAAGUCAUGUGUGUCUGUUGGCUUUUUAUUUGUAAUUAACAACAUUGUCAUUUUCCCGUAGAUGACACUGUUUGAAAUGUAUCUGGUUGACAACUGUAUUUAUUAGUUACAAGGAUCAGAGCAGAAGCAGACAGGAGUUGAUUCAUUUGAUUCUUUUCUGAUUAGUUUUUAUACUUUGUUUUCACUGUCUCCGAUGUGAAAGCUCUACCUCGUCUGAGGCCUUCUCAGUUCUGUUAAAGUUUUGUACAUCGUUGCAGAAAAUGUCAUGUCACCAUGUCCACAUUAAAUACACAAAACAUGGCACCAUUCAA